Molecule: messenger RNA, 5815 nt
Organism: Manis pentadactyla (Chinese pangolin)
Lineage: Eukaryota; Metazoa; Chordata; Mammalia; Pholidota; Manidae
Product: zinc finger protein 345-like
Exons: 3
Coding region: 361-2679 (772 amino acids)
Biological process (GO): regulation of transcription by RNA polymerase II
Molecular function (GO): DNA-binding transcription factor activity; RNA polymerase II cis-regulatory region sequence-specific DNA binding
Source: RefSeq, a predicted model, not a curated record
GGGAGACGGGUGUCCCGAGCUCGGAGCGGUGCGGCUGUGGGGCCUCUUCCCGGGGCUUCUCCUCCACGCGCCCGGUGAGCUCGCCUGUCCCCGCGGGCCCCCGCCGGGUGCCGGGCCUGUGCGCAGACCCAGCCCCCUACGGGGCGGAGCCGGUGCCCGCGGUCCCUGAACCCCGCGUCGGUCCUGAGACCCGGGCCCGGAGGGCGGCCUGUGCCCCGCGUCAGGGUCCUGCCCGCGGCCGGCGGGGAGCCGGGGGAGGCCCUGCCGCCGGACGGCCGCGCAUCUUCUCCGGGGCCGUGAGCCGUGUCCGCACAGCGCCCGGUGGGGGAGGAGCCCGAGCAGCCCGAGGCCGAGGCGGAGAUGGCGGCCGCCCAGGGACAGUUGACCUUUGGGGACGUGGCCAUCCGGUUCUCCCAGGAGGAGUGGGAAUGCCUGGCGCCUGCCCAGCGGGCCUUGUACAGGAGCGUGAUGCAGGAGAACUACAGCAACCUGGUCUCUGUGGCACUUUCUUCCCAUUACAAAAAAGGACUGUUACCUAAGCUUGCCAUAAAGGACUCAUUCCAAAGAGUGCUCCUGGGAAGAUCUGGGAGCUGUGACCCUGGGGACUCACACCUGAGGACACACAGGGACGGUGAGGCUGAGCGUGGAGGGCAGGACGGCCAUCACGGAGGAGUGAAGAGCCACGGGAGGAGCCCCCGGGACAAGCCCCUCCCCGUCCGUGGGGACCCGCAGCCUGGGGUGACUCGGGACAAAACCCAGUGCAAGUCAGUUACUGUUGCAGAAGAAUGUGCUUCUGUGAGUAGAUGUCAUCAUCCAGUUUUGAAACACAACUCUUCUCAGAAAGAAAUCUUGGAAAACCUUAAAACUGAGGAGGGCCAUGGUGCAAAUAAUAGUUUCAAUCAUACAAAAUAUAACAACCCAUUAGAUAUUCAGUCAUAUAACUCUGAGGCCCAAAGAUACAGUGAGGAAGAAAUGUGUAAAUAUGUUGAAUUUGAAAAGUCAUUUAACAAGGAUUCAUUAUUCUUCCAAGAACAAAUAAUUCCCACUUGUGCUGGAACCUACAGUUUUGGUAACUAUUACAGAGAUUCUAUCCACCCAACAGUGCUUAAUGAAAGUGAGUUUAUAAACAAUGAGGAAAAACCUUACAUGUAUAAUAAAAGUAAGCAGUCCUUUGGGAAGGGCUCUAUAUUCAAUAAUUGCCACGGUAUUUACAUUCAAGAGAGAGCAUAUCACUCUAUGGAACUGAGAAUAAAUUAUAACAAAGGAUCAAGCCAUAGAGAACAUCAGAGAGCUCAGAUUCCAGAAAACCAUUCCCCAUGUAAUAAAUGUGGAGAAGUCUUCAAGGAAUGUGUCAAAACUUCUAAACAUUUCAAAAAUGUGAUUAAACACCACAGCAUCCACGCUGGUGAGGAGGCUUGCAAAUGUAAUAAAAAUGGGAAAGUCUGUAGUCAGUCUUCCCAUCUAAACAGUCAUGAGAGAAUUCAUACUGAAAGGCAAUCACAUAAAUGUAAAGACUGCAGCAAAUCCUUUACUUGUUCCUCAAUUCUUACUGUUAAUGAGAGAAUCCAUACAGGAGAGAAGCCUUACAAGUGUAAAGAAUGGGGCAAAGCCUUUAAGUGGGGCUCACAACCUGCUGAACAUCUGAGAAUUAUUUCUGGACAGAAAACUUACAGAUGUAAAGAGUGCGGCAAGUCCUUUACUUGUUCCUCAAGUCUUACUGUGCACUAUCGAAUUCAUACAGGAGAGAAGCCUUACAAGUGUACAGAAUGCAGCAAAUAUUUUACUUGUUCCUCAAGUCUUAGUGUGCAUGAGAGAAUUCAUACGGGAGAGAAGCCUUACAAGUGUAAAGAAUGUGGCAAAGCCUUUAAGCGGGGCUCCGAAUGUACGCGACAUCAGAGAAUUCAUUCUGGACAGAGUCCUUACAAAUGUAAAGAGUGCAGCAAGUCCUUUAGUUGUCCAUCAAGUCUCACUGUGCACCAGAGAAUUCAUACAGGGGAGAAGCCUUACACGUGUAAAGAAUGCAGCAAAUCCUUUGCUUAUUCCUCAAGUCUUACUGUGCAUGAGACAAUUCAUACUGGAGAGAAGCCUUACAAAUGUAAGGAAUGUGGAAGAGCCUUUAAGUUGUCUUCACAUCGUAAUCGACAUCAGAAAAUUCAUUCUAAACAGAAACCCUACAAAUGUGAAGAAUGUGACAAAUCCUUUAGAACUUCUUUACGUCUUAAUGAGCAUGAGAGAGUUCAUACUGGAGAGCAGCCUUACAAGUGUGAGGAAUGUGGCAAAGCCUUUAAGUGGAGCUCACAACUUAGUCUACAUAAGAUAAUGCAUUCUGGACAGAAACCUUACACAUGCAAAGAAUGCAGAAAAUCCUUUACUUGUUCCUCAAGUCUUUCAUCACAUUACAGAAUUCAUAGUGGAGAGAAACCUUACAAGUGUAAAGAAUGUGGCAAAGCCUUUAAGUGGGGCUCACAACUUACUGAACAUCUGAGGAUUCAUUCUGGAGAGAGACCUUACAAAUGUAAAGAGUGCAGCAGGUCCUUUACUUGUUCCUCAAGUCUUACUGUGCACUAUCGAAUUCAUACUGGAGAGAAGCCUUACAAGUGUAAGGAAUGUGGCAAAGCCUUUAGGCGGGGCUCACACCUUUACCGACAUCAGAGGAUUCAUUCUGGACAGAGACCUUAACACAUUUAAAGAGUGCAGCCAAUCCUUUACUCGUUCCUCAAAUCUUCAAGUACAUGAGAAAAGUUCAUAGUGGAGAGAAGCCUAGAAGUUCAAAGAAUGUGGAAAAGCCUGUAGUAAUUGAUCGAGUAUAAGUAAAUGCAAGAAUAUCCAAACUGGACUGAAAUCUUACAAGUGUAAAGAAUGUGACAAAGCAUUUACCCAGUCCUCAGUCCUUACUUAAUAUCAGAAAAUUCAUUCUGGACAGACACCUUACAAAUGUAAAGAGUGCAGCAAAUGUUUUUCAAGUCUCUCAAAACUUGUCAUCAGAGAAUUCAUACUGGUAAGAAACCUUACACAUGUAAAAUGGGGCAAAGCCUUUAAGCUGGGCUCAAGCCUUACUGCACACCAGAAAACUCACACUAAAGAGAAACAUACACACUGAUGUAGGCAUGAGCUUUGUGUAAACUAUAAAUAUAGGGAGGCUGAAAGUUUCCAGAUGGGAGAAAAAAAUCUACAAAUUGAAAGGCAGUGGCAAAGCUGUCGACUGCUCCUCACAUAUUGUACAUAAAAUUCAUAGUGGAGAGAAAACAUACCAACAUGGUUAGUAUGGAAAGACCAGUGCCCAAGAAAUAUAGCUUAAAAGCAUGACAGUCAUCAUAAUGGACAGAAAAUUUGCAGGUGCAAAAUAUGUUGGAAAAUAUUUAAAUAAAAAUCUAAAUUAGCCAGGAAUGAUUUACAUAAGAAACCACCAAAACUUUUUACUACGAAAGCACACCAAACUUUUUAGCAGUUGCUUUUAGAGUAUUUGUUACAAAAAUGAUUCAAAUUAAUAGUGACCACAAAAUUGACUUGGGAAUCUUUUUUUUAUAAUAUAGUUGCCUCCACCCCCCACUCCGUGUGCCAGUCUCAAGCUGCAGGCAGUCUUCUGUGUGCUUCUCACCCACUGGCUACAGAACGGACAUUCCCAUGACUUUCCCCUUGGGUUUGAGUAAUUUGUAGAGUGGCUCACAGAACUGAGGAAAAUACUCAUGUUCACCAGUUUAAAGAAGGAUACAAGUUAACAGAAAGAUGAAGAGAGACACAGGGCAAGGUCCCAAAUAAAGGAGCUUCUAUCCUCGUGGGGCUUGGGGCCUGGCUUGGUGGCCCAUGGAGGCCGUCUGGCUCCCCAAGCACGGAAGCUCUCAGCCAGAGAAGCAGGACCCAGGAGAGCAGACAACUAUAUAAGCUCUCUGGGGUUUUUGUGAGGGCUUCAUUCCAUAGCCAUAACUGAGUAAAUCAUUGUCCAUUGGCCAAUUCAUCCUCCAGCCCCUGCCCUUGGGAGGUGGUUCAAAUGUCUCCUCAAUAUGACGAGACACCCAUUUCAGCUUUAAGACUGCAGUGUUUUCAGGAACUGGGUGAAGACCAAAUAUAUCUGGGGAAUAUAUAUUCAUGUUACUAUCAAGUAAUUAUGUAUGACUCAUUAUCUCACACUCCCCACCUUGGUCUUCAAAUACAGAUUCUUUACCGCACAGUGGUCAUGCCUGUCAGAGCACUUACAUCUAGUAUGGCAUUUACAUGACAAAACAGGACCAAUGCAAAUAAAACAGGCUUACAUUUGAUGAAGCCAGUGUGUGGUGGUGACCCAUUUAAAGAGACAACUCAUUGUCUUAUGAAGUCCUAUGACCAAAUAUUCUACCAGAGCAAUGUAACUGACUUGUAGGCUGUCAUUCAACUUGCCAUGUUCCCAAGAUCACAGGUGGUUUUGACAAACACAGAGCUUCACCCUUCUGGCAUCUGGCAUGCUUUUGCUAAGAGAUAGUAUUACUCUCUUGCUCUGAGCCUCUCUCAAGGCAUUAAUAAAAUGUUGGAUUUCCCUCAUUGCAUAACCCACUUAUCCAGCCCAUUAACUUCACACAUGAUUUCAUCCUCUGUCCAUUUGUCAUUUAAUUUACCCAGACUUUUUGCCCAUGGAGGGAAUAUUAGAUUCAGCUAUUGUGCUGGUCCCGAUUGCUGACAGCAGUAUUAGUCAAGCAAGUUCCUCCCCAACUGUCCACUCCCUGUUAUCCUCAGCUAUAAUUUCUCCCUCUAUCCAUUUGUCACUUUACCCAGACUUUUCCCCCUGUGGAAGGGACAUCAGGUUUGGGUACUGUGCUGGUCCCGAUUGCUGGCAGCAAUACUAGCCUAGUGAGUUCCUUCCCUGCAGUCUACUUCUGCUCACGUGAGGUAGGGUUACACAGGUGCAGAGCUAGCAGGCUGCCACUAGGCAGCACAGCUGACAACUCACUAAUGUGCAGAAUGGCUACAAAUGGCCUAUGUGUGCGUGUGACUAGUUCUCUUGAUAAGAUGACUUUAGAAGGCAGAACAUGACACAUGUAACCCAGAAACACUUGAGGGGAAACUACAGACAUAAUUUGUAGUUAGCAGGCCAGAAGACAUUCUUGUUCACACACACACAGACUAGCAUAAUUGUUGAACUGGUCUGAAACUGUAAGAGCCAAAACAAAUUCUUUUACCUAAUCACUCACCUAUCAAGGACUUAUUCACUCCAGUGGAGGAAUAUGUUGUAUUUGAGUUUCAGGUAGGUUCUACAGACCAGUCAGAUGUCCCAGAUCUGGUGUUUAUCCUUAAUGUUCCCAGGUAAAGGCAGCGUGGAGAAAUUAACCCCUCAAAGUCGGAGGCCAUUCAGAAGUUAAGAGAUGCUGCAUGGACCCCUGCACACAACUCAGGAGGGCCUGUGAAGUCAUGCGUGUGCCACCUGGACUCUGUCCAAAAGUGCAAAAGGGGAGCAGGAAGGGUAAUCCUGUCCUGGAAAGAUGAUAGUCUCCAAGUCCGCUGAGACAAGGAGAGGGGAGCCCAGCUGUAUGACAGGGCAAGGCCUGGGAUUCAAAUGGGGGGAGCUGGGUGGUGGUGAGGAGGCAGAGCAGAGAACCUGAAGUGGAGACUUGAGAUCAGGGAAGAAGGCAAGCGAUUCAUUUGACAUUUAGGUCCCCACUGGAGCCCCAGCACCACCACGCCUCUCGUAUCACUGGCAGGACACGUCUCCUCCCAGAGGCAAAGGGCUUUUAAGUAGUUUUCAGCUUAAAAGAACAAUUUCCGGUACAAGUGACCCACAGACUACCAGUUUAUAUUUUAGCGUUUGAAACAAGUUAACUGCUCCGCAUUAAACGGAAUAGACGGA